GUUUAAUGUAUAACCCCGCUAUUACGUGGCUUAGAAGCAUCGCGUUUAGUUGUGUCUCAGCGAAAUUGGGCUGUACAGAAAUCGCUAUUUUCGCCAGCUGGCCCACUUUGUAUUAUCGCCACUCUGACGUAGGCAAACUCGAAGAAUUUUUGAAUACCUCUGUGACGUAACGAAUUUGUAGUUGGCCAAAAGCCGCCGUUGAGGUAAGGAGACUGUUGUUCACCGGUUUGAGAAAUAUUUAAGACGUCGUGUUUCGAGCUUGCUUUUUGUUCUCGUUUUAUAGUGGUGUGUGUAAAGAUUUUGCUAAGUGUGUACCGCGCCCAUUUUGUUCAUGCGAAAGGAAAGCAAUGAGAUGUCGUCGCGGGUGUACAGACAACACUGUUACUUGUGCGAUCUGCCACAUACACCGUGGGCGAUGCUCACCGAUUUCUCCGAGCCGAUAUGUCGCGGUUGUUGCAACUACGAAGGCGCUGAACGCAUCGAGUAUGUCAUCGACCAUGCGAGGACGCUACGGAAAAACUACGAACUCGAAAAGGCCAAGGCAGAACAAGGGAACUACUCGAAUACAUCCCCCAGCCCGCCGUACGCUUCCAUGAACGGACGUGCUACAACUACGAGUCCAAACAGCGUCAUGGCAGCCCAGCGAAAGUUCUACGUAUCAAACCCAGCGUACGCGGCUAUGGGUCGUAGCGAACCUAUACCCAAAAACAUGCCAGCCGGGAUGUAUCCACCACGAGUAAACGCAGCUCAGUUACCGUUAGUGAAAAUCGAGGGAAAUCCAGCCGGCCGUGGUUAUGCUAUGCCUACUGCUGUUAGUAUGAACGCAGUUAUAUCAAACGCAAGACAGCAAACGAGUGACGGAGACGACGCGGGGAGGAAAGCAUUCUCGGGAGCUUUAGUCGCUGGCUUUCCCCACCCUGGAGUACAUCAUGAAGAACAACCCAGACUCGUGCGAGAGACCCUAGCUACGCUGAACAUGUCAACGCCGUUUGAAUUACGUUUUAAGAAAGACCCGAGUCUACGUGCUCGUGCCAUGCAUUUCGAUGUGUUCAAUAAAUCUCACGCGCCGGGACUUGGCGAUUUCGAGAUGAAAAUUUUCGUCGAGUAUCCAUACGGCUCGGGGAAUUAUAUUCAAAGUGCGUCCGGUGUGGCGAAACAGAUGCAGAUCGACAGCAUGAAAGAUGUGGGCAAGAGUAGCGCCGUGUCGGGGUAUAAAGCCUUAGAAUACGAGAAAAUCCACGGUUCUGGUGAAUGGAUAACGCUCGGAGACCUUAUUUCGGAAAACGUCAGGUACUUCAAAGAGCCCGUGAAUGCAGAUUUGUUGCCUGCACCUUAUCGUGAGAACGAGCUGACCAACCCAGCAUUAAUAAUGAAUCGUGGUCGAAAUCAACGCAAAAGACGUGUUACACCCGAAUUGGACGCUGAAAAUGAGAUGCAAGUGAAGCAGGCGAAAGAUGAUCCUAAAAGACAGGGUGAUCCUAGUAAAACCGUCAUGUCGUCUAUGGGCUUGCCUUCCAGUAAUACAAGCACAAUCCCUUCCGCUUCUGUACCUCCAAUGGUUUCAAAUCGAGCGCCGGGGGGGCAGGGCAACGUGGAGACGCGUAGUCGUGCGCAAUUAGGCGGCGUUCUGCCCGAGCAUCGACACAAUGGAAUAGCUGAUCCCAUGAGCGCGGGAAAAAUGGCACCCACAUCUGCAGUCGAAAAGAACUCUGGUAUGAGCACGGUAAAAGACCAACAAGGAAAUUCUGUAACUCCAGGAGUCUUAACAUGCGUGUUAUGUAAUGGACGAUUAGAGGACACUCAUUUUGUACAAUGCCCUUCAGUGGCUCAUCAUAAAUUUUGCUUUCCUUGUUCGCGUAAGAGUAUAGUUACGCAAAAGUCCGAAUCGGCCGAAGUAUUUUGCCCAAGUGGAGAACGUUGUCCUCUACAAGGCAGUAAUCUACCAUGGGCUUUUAUGCCAGAGGAGAUUAAGACAAUCGAAGGCUAUGGCGUAACGCCAAACGGUAUAAAAGAUAAGGACAAAUAAAGCGGUGUUUAUUCUAGAACUUUUUGCAUGCAUUUAUGCGUGUUUGUACAAUAUUAGAAAGCUUACGCAAGGGUAAGGCAUGAAGGAAUUCCGAUAACUAUUCACUUUGUAUGGUUACAUUUACAAUAUUGUGGCAUACCUUGAGAAAUUUAAUAUUUGCUUUGACGUUUUUGACUUCAAGUUCCCGUGCUUGAAUUAGGACCAUUCUAAUUCAGAAUAUUUGUAACAACACAUUUCUAUAUUACAUGCUCUCAGGAAUCUGAAAUUACGGUAUUUGUUUCAAAAUUUUAAGUCACGAUCAAUUUUUUCCAUAGGUAUAUAUUUAUAUGCCAUACGAUCACGGUUUAAUUGUGGGUAUUAAUCGUUUUACGCUGAGAUUUGGAGUUUUGUGUGAAUUUUACAUGUCUCACAAAAUAUGCUCAAUUUAAAAUUCUAAAGUUUCAAUAAUCAUGAAUGUGGAACCUUGAUUAUAAGUAACAGUCUAAGUCAAAUGUAUUCGGUUUCAAAAGAUGUCCAAUUCUUUUUUUAUCCAAAUCAAAUCAAGGAACAUCCAAAUCAAAUCAAAUCAAGGAACAUUGACAUUGUCCCAUUGACAAAAAUGUUAAGAAUGGUGUGCCGCUUUUUUUUGUACAACGUGCGCACAUUCAUUGAUAUAGUCCUAGUGUAGUAAGUAUUAUUUAUGCAAAGAUGACACCAUUUAUUCCGCUUUUGAACACAAAAGCUUGAGCGUCCAAUUUCGAAUAUUUUGAUAUGUUUUACGAUCUUCCACGGGCUGCAUAUUUUGGACUCAUUUUACAUCUGUAGUCCACACAGAUUACAGCUGAGUACAUCCUACUCGAUCAGUUCUGAGAUUUUUUAAAAUUUACAUUAAAAAAUGUAGGAAAGACUAUUUGGACUGAUUCCACGAAGUGCUGAUGUGUUCCAAGUACAGUCCUAUUCUGAUUUGUGAUCAUUCAGAUUUCGAGACUUCAAAGGCAAAAACCGCCAAACGAUUCUUUUUAAUUUAGCUUUAAAACAUGCCCCUUCGAUUUAGAGUUUAUCCGAACUGUUUCCUUUGCCAUUUAAUUUGAAAGUAUGCUUGUUAUUAAUAUAUAAAUGUGGCAUAUUUUAACUUUGACAAAGCUUUUGAUAAAACAUAAAUAAUUUGAAAAUUUUGUGUUAAUAUCCAAUGGCAAUACACAGCCACAGAAACCGAUUUUCGUAAAUGAUGCGGUUCCAAAUGCAGGCCGGCUUGCGUAAGCUUUCGUAGGUAGCCACAAGCCACAAACAAUGUUGUUUUUCUUGUAUAUAUUUGAUUUAGUAAUUAGCUUAGGAUGUCGUCUGGAACGUCUCGAACGCGUUUCCGUGUAAAUUUCCACCUGUAAAUAAGUUUAUUUAGCUUACUUAUUUUUGUCAAAAAAAUCUUGCUGAAAUCUUAUCUGUUUUUGGUUCAUGAUUGCUAUCUGUUUCUGCGCCACGCUCGUAAAAUUUUUAUCUUACACCAG
Paramuricea clavata is the source of this 3510-nucleotide messenger RNA. NCBI's taxonomy places the organism in Eukaryota, Metazoa, Cnidaria, Anthozoa, Malacalcyonacea, Plexauridae. The record is from the annotation of a GenBank genome assembly.